Molecule: messenger RNA, 1778 nt
Organism: Ciona intestinalis (vase tunicate)
Lineage: Eukaryota; Metazoa; Chordata; Ascidiacea; Phlebobranchia; Cionidae
Source: RefSeq, a predicted model, not a curated record
CAGUAUUGCAUUUUCUAAUGAUCAAUUAUAUUCUCCCAUCAUAAGUUUGCUAGCUGAUACAAAACAGCCUAUUGUUGUAAAUUAACAAAUAUGAGAUGAGGUUACGCGAUAGAAGAAUUUCCGAUCAACAAACUUCGGAACAAACGAGUCGUAAAUCAUUAAAGCGGAAACUAUCUACUAGCGAGGAUGAUGAAGAAGUCCAUGUUUCACCUGACAGCAUAUUUACUUCAAUCAAACGAUUAAUAUCCGGUACAUCUGUACAAGCAAAGAACGAGGGUCGCACACCUCAGUUGGAAAAAGCUGACAGAAUUCGGAAGAGAAGGAAAUGUGCCAUUGACAACAGCAUCGAUAAUGACUUUAUACAUUCUACUCCUAUCAGCCCUUCCACUUAAAACUCGAAGUUCACCCGAGUUUUCCCUGGUUCUUGAUCUCGAUGAAACACUUGUUCAUUGUAGUUUAAGUGAAAUGGAAGACGCAGAUCUAACUUUCUCCGUGCUUUUCCAAGAUAUAGUUUACCAGGUAUUUGUUCGCACUCGGCCUAACUACAAGGAAUUCCUAGAAAAAAUGUCCAAAUAUUACGAGAUUAUUCUGUUCACGGCGUCUAAAAAAGUUUAUGCGGACAAGUUGCUUGAACAUGAUUGAUGGGGGUAAACAAUAUGUCAGACAUCGUUUAUUUCGUGAACAUUGUCUUUGUGUCCAAGGAAAUUAUAUCAAAGAUUUGAACAUACUGGGUCGAGACUUGAGCAAAACAGUGAUUAUAGAUAACUCUCCACAAGCAUUUGCUUACCAGCUUUCCAACGGAAUUCCAAUAGAAAGUUGGUUCUCGGAUAAAAAUGACAACGAACUACUUAAGUUAGUUCCUUUCCUUGAAACACUCGCUACACAGACUGGAGAUGUGAGACCUCUAGUGGAGCAAAAGUUCCAGAUGCACGAGUUGCUUCCGUCCGAUGACAGCGAGAUAAGCGAUGAAUGAACUUAACGUGUACAUUAAUAAUUAGCUCCAUGCUAAAAUAUUGGGAUAAUUUUCAAGCAACAGCCGAUUCCCAGAUUAUCACACAACAUAGACAUAUAAUGAAACCCCAAAACUGGACAUAACACUGGUUACUCUACUAAUCAACCAACCAAAUUAUCACCUAACACACAGCUCUGGUUGAGAAGCAUUACUCUAUAAAUAUUAGCGCAACCUAAAUGUUGUGCAACAAAUUUGUAAAUCAUCAACAACAACAACAACUCCUGUUCCCUGCCAUUUCAACAAGGUGCUGGUUUUAACAACUUUAAGUCUCGUUUUUUUACCACAGUAUUCUCAGUGUCAAAGUUGAUUUAGUCCGCACCCCAUAGAGAUUGCAAGUGUAUAUUAAAAGGUGUUUUUUAACGAAAACGUUGCACUGCUAACACCCUCUUAAGUUUAGACGUGAUAGAAAGAUUUUUAUCGUUGUUUCUAUUUUUUAAAGAAGUUUUAAUACAAAUAGAUUUUACCAACUUUUCCCGGAUCAUGCUUUCGUGCUGCCUUAUUUCGUUAUGUUUGCUGUUUCUGUUGUAUGAAGAGGUUUAUGACGUAACAGAAGCAUUCCGUUUUGUUUUUUUAAUAUGUUUCGUUAAGUGUUUUACAACUGUUCGAACGAGUAAGAUAAUCUUUAUAUUAAGUGAAAACUUCUGUUUCCCCGUUACGACAACUCCUGACUAUUUUUGUUCCAACCUGCUUUUGUAGAAACCACUUGUUUGUUAAUAAUGUAAAUACCAACUGCCAUUGAAAUAAAGCUUUCCUUAAAGACUUGGAA